AUGGGAACAUCCAAGUCCAAGAGUUGCUUCGGAUACCCCUUGAGCAUCUUCUUCAUUGUGGUCAAUGAGUUUUGUGAAAGGUUCUCCUACUAUGGCAUGAGAGCACUCCUGAUUCUGUACUUCAGAAACUUCAUCGGCUGGAACGACAACCUGUCCACGGUCAUCUACCACACCUUUGUCGCCCUCUGCUACCUGACUCCAAUCCUUGGAGCCAUUAUUGCUGACUCAUGGCUCGGCAAAUUCAAGACAAUUGUGUGGCUGUCUGUUGUCUACACCAUUGGACAAGUAAUCACCUCUAUCAGCUCCAUCAAUGAACUCACAGACAACAACCACGACGGGACCCCUGACAACAUUGCUGCGCAUGUGGCGGUGUGCUUGAUCGGCCUGCUCCUGAUAGCAUUCGGCACGGGCGGCAUCAAGCCCUGUGUGUCAGCCUUCGGUGGCGAUCAGUUUGAGGAGAACCAGGAGAAGCAAAGAAACCGGUUUUUUUCCAUCUUUUACUUGGCCAUUAAUGCUGGAAGUUUGCUGUCCACCAUCAUCACCCCCAUGGUCCGAGUUCAACAGUGUGGGAUUCAUGUUCGACAGGCUUGCUACCCACUGGCUUUUGGGAUUCCUGCUAUCCUCAUGGCUGUCUCCCUGAUCGUAUUUGUCAUUGGCAGCAGGAUGUACAAGAAGGUGAAGCCACAAGGUAACAUCAUCAGUAAGGUGGCCAAGUGCAUUGGCUUUGCCAUCAAAAACAGGUUUCGGCACCGCAGUAAGCAGUAUCCAAAGAGGGAGCACUGGCUGGACUGGGCCAAGGAGAAAUACGAUGAGCGCCUUAUCACGCAGGUGAAGAUGGUGACGAAGGUUCUGUUCCUGUUCAUCCCGCUGCCCAUGUUCUGGGCCUUGUUCGAUCAGCAGGGUUCCAGAUGGACACUGCAAGCAACGACCAUGAACGGGAAAAUUGGAGCCCUUGAGAUCCAGCCAGAUCAGAUGCAGACGGUGAACACCAUCCUGAUUAUUAUCCUGGUCCCCAUCGUGGAUACUUUGGUGUACCCUCUGAUUGCAAAAUGCGGUUUGAAAUUCACCUCCCUGAAGAAGAUGACAGUGGGCAUGUUCCUGGCUUCCAUGGCCUUUGUGGCAGCUACCAUCGUGCAGGUGGAAAUUGAUAAAACUCUGCCAGUGUUCCCCAAAGCCAAUGAAGUCCAAAUUAAGGUUUUGAAUAUAGGAACUGGAGACAUGACAGUAUCUUUUCCUGGAGAAACGGUGUCACUCGGCCAGAUGUCUCAAACAAGAGAGUUUAUGACUUUCGAUGCAAACACGCUGACAAGCAUAAACAUUUCUUAUGGAUCACAAGACAGCACAGUAAAACAUGACUUCGAGCCAGGCCAGCGCCACACUCUCCUGGUGUGGGCCCCCAAUAACUCUAUAGUGGUCAAUGAUGGCCUCAUCCAGAAGCCAGACAGAGGAGAAAAUGGAAUCAGGUUUGUAAACGGUUACAAUGACACCAUCAGUGUCACCAUGAGUGGGAGCGUUUAUGAAAACAUCAACAGCCACAAUGCCAGCGAGUAUUACUUUUUUACCUCGGGCCGAAAAACCUUCACCAUAUACUCUCCGGGCAUCAACGAGCAAUGCAACCGUGACUUUGAAUCACCUUCCCUGGGGUACGGCAGUGCCUAUACCUACCUCAUCACCGAGCAGGCAGACGGCUGUCCCCACGUGACGCACUUUGAGGACAUCGCCCCCAACACGGUCAACAUAGCCUGGCAGAUCCCCCAGUACUUCCUCAUCACCGCCGGCGAGGUGGUCUUUUCCAUCACGGGGCUGGAGUUCUCCUACUCGCAGGCUCCUUCCAACAUGAAGUCGGUGCUGCAGGCUGGCUGGCAGUUCACUGUGGCCGUUGGCAACAUCAUUGUGCUUAUCGUGGCAGGGGCAGGCCAGAUCAACGAACAGUGGGCCGAGUACGUGCUCUUCGCUGCCUUGCUGCUGGUGGUCUGUGUCAUAUUCGCCAUCAUGGCUCGCUUCUAUACGUACGUCAAUCCUGCCGAGGUGGAGGCGCAGUUUGAUAAGGAUGAAAAGAAAAAGCAUCUAGAAAACAACGAGCUCCAUUCCACGCUGGAGUCCGUCUCCCAGACACCAUUCUGA
Molecule: messenger RNA, 2124 nt
Organism: Ochotona curzoniae (black-lipped pika)
Lineage: Eukaryota; Metazoa; Chordata; Mammalia; Lagomorpha; Ochotonidae
Gene: SLC15A1
Product: solute carrier family 15 member 1
Exons: 23
Coding region: 1-2124 (707 amino acids)
Biological process (GO): transmembrane transport; oligopeptide transport
Cellular component (GO): membrane
Molecular function (GO): dipeptide transmembrane transporter activity
Source: RefSeq, a predicted model, not a curated record